Molecule: messenger RNA, 705 nt
Organism: Maudiozyma barnettii
Lineage: Eukaryota; Fungi; Ascomycota; Saccharomycetes; Saccharomycetales; Saccharomycetaceae
Gene: MRP20
Product: mitochondrial 54S ribosomal protein uL23m
Exons: 1
Coding region: 1-705 (234 amino acids)
Biological process (GO): mitochondrial translation
Cellular component (GO): mitochondrial large ribosomal subunit; ribosome
Molecular function (GO): structural constituent of ribosome
Source: RefSeq, a predicted model, not a curated record
AUGCCUAGAUUGACUCCUUCAACGGUUCCAAAAGUUGCAAACUUUAGUGAGAAAAUAUUGAAUUUAACUAGAAAUAGUAUAGGACCUGCAGCCAAAGAUGUAGGGCCAGCAGUGGAUGAAUUGCUUCCUCAUUUCAGAAUUGGUGAAAAAGAAAUAUAUUUCCCAAAGGCAAGAAUUAUUCUAUUGAGACCAAAUGCUAAACAUACUCCAUAUCAAGCCAAAUUUAUAGUUCCUAAAUCGUUUAAUAAACUUGAUCUGAGAGACUACCUGUUCCAUCUUUACGGAUUAAGAGCAUUAAAUAUUACAACCCAAUUACUUCAUGGUAGAUAUGUUAGAUUGAGCGCGUUUUCUGGUAGAUUCAGAGGACCCCAGAUUAAGAAGAUGACAAUAGAGAUGGAACAACCUUUUAUCUGGCCUGAGGAGCCUGAAAGUAAUGAGGUUGCACGUUGGAACGAAAAAUUCCAAGAAGAACUAAAUAGAUAUAAAUCAGAAAACCAAAUGUCUGUUGGUUCUGAUAUAAAUAAGCCCUCGACUGCAUUUGACGGUACGUUAGGUAAAUACGCCGAAGGUGCUCAACCGUUUAUUCCAAGAUUCUGGAAGAGUGAACUUAUAAAUAAAAGAGACAGAGCAGAGAAGAAGAUUAAGUACAUGGAACAAUUGUCUAAAAUCGAUAAAUACGCUAAAGACAACGAGGUAACUCACUGA